CAAAAGGGAAGAUUUUAAAACAAAUUAUUCCACCCAGCGGCCAGCGCGAGACGCCUCGUCAACCUCCGCUCGCUCACGAUACUGUCAAAGCAUCUCUCGCUCCACCAAACCAUAUAAACUGGCCAACUCUGUUAAGCACUAGAGCAGAUGCGCAGAGAAGUAACUCUUAUCUCCUUCUUGCUCAGUCUCAAUCAAGUGGUUAUUCUUCCUCCUUGUUAAAAUUAUGUUUGUCAAACUCCAGUUAGACACCAAUUGUCUCCUCAUUUUGAGCUCCACAAAGAAUUCUCCGAAAGGUGGUGUUUCACUUUCUUCGUCAGAAAAUGUUGAACCCUUCAAGAAGCGCAGAGAACAAAGAGGACUUGGAAGGACAAGGGCAGGUGUUAAAGGGCUUCACAGCGUCAGUCGACCCAACUGUGAUAAAAUCAGUGUUGUUGUUCAAGAACCAGGAUCCAGAAGUAAUGGUUCUGUCGCAGACCCAGAUGGGGGACAUAGAACUCACAAUAGAAAUAGUGUUAGAACUACAUAUACUAAGGAAAUUGGAGCCAAAUAUGGAAGAGCGUACGGUAACGGUGUGGUGGAAAAAGUGCCUGCCAAGUGUUCGACGAAAUGGGGGUCAUAUGGCGGUUGUAUACCAGCUAUUCUACAGGCUUUAGAGUCGAUUAGUGACUUAAAUGAGGCUUUUAAGCCUUGGGAGGAGACUAUUAGCAACAAAGAAAGGACAAUCAUCUUGAAAGAGCAGUCGAGCUGGGAACGUGCAUUGGAAAUUUUUGAGUGGUUCAAGGAGAAGGGUUGUUAUGAGUUGAACAUUAUUCAUUACAAUAUUAUGUUUAGGAUCCUUGGCAAAGCGAGACAGUGGACCCAUGUUCAGUAUUUGUGGAAUGAAAUGAAUAUUAACAGGAUAUUGCCCAUCAAUUCUACAUAUGGUACUUUGAUCGAUGUUUAUAGCAAAGGUGGUCUUAAGGAAGAGGCACUUAGUUGGCUUGCAAAGAUGAAUGAGCAAGGGAUGGAGCCUGAUGAGGUGACGAUGGGCAUUGUCGUUCAAUUGUACAAGAAAGCCGGGGAGUUUUUGAAAGCUGAGGAGUUUUUCAAGAAUUGGUCAGUAGGUGAAACUUUGGGGGAUAAAGGGAUUGCUGGGACAGCAGUUAGUAAAUCCAGGAGAGAUUCACAAGGACAAGCUUGUUUAAGCGCAUACACAUAUAAUACUUUGAUAGACACCUAUGGAAAGUCUGGGCAACUCAAAGAAGCAUCAGAAACUUUUGCACGGAUGCUUAAAGAAGGGAUUGUUCCAAACACGGUGACUUUCAACACAAUGAUUCACAUUUGUGGUAACCAUGGUCAACUAGAAGAAGUGGCUUCACUUAUGCAGAAGAUGGAAGAGCUUCGUUGUCCACCGGACACAAGAACAUAUAACAUUCUCAUUUUUCUACAUGUUAAGCAUGACAAUAUAAAUAAGGCAGCAAGCUACUUUAGAGAGAUGAAAGAAGCUUCCCUUGAGCCAGACCUUGUGAGUUACCGCACUCUCUUGUAUGCAUACUCAAUAAGGUGCAUGGUUGGUGAUGCUGAAGACCUUAUAUCGGAGAUGGAUGAGAAGGGCCUCGAGAUUGAUGAGUUCACCCAGUCCGCUUUGACUAGAAUGUACAUAGAAGCAGGAAUGAUUGAGAAGUCAUGGUUAUGGUUUAGGAGGUUCCAUCUUGCGGGAAAUAUGACUUCAGAGUGUUACUCUGCAAACAUUGAUGCAUUUGGGGAACAUGGAUAUAUUUCUGAAACAGAGAGAGUUUUCAGUUGCUGUCGAGAGGGGAAAAAGCUUUGUGUCCUUGUGUUCAAUGUGAUGAUUAAAGCUUAUGGGAUUGGAAAGAAUUAUGAUAAAGCAUGUAAGCUGUUUGACAGUAUGGAGAAGCAUGGCAUAGUUCCUGAUAAAUGUAGCUAUAAUUCUCUCAUACAGAUCUUAGCUAGUGCUGAUUUACCACACCUUGCAAAACCUUACUUGAGUAAGAUGCAAGAGGCAGGACUUGCAAGUGAUUGCAUCCCAUUCUGUGCUGUUAUCUCAAGUUUUGUGAAAUUAGGUGAAUUGAAAGUGGCAGAGGCACUCUAUGGGGAGAUGAUUAAAUGUGAUAUACAGCCAGAUAUCAUUGUCUAUGGUGUGCUCAUAAAUGCUUUUGCUGAUGUUGGAAGCAUUAAAGAAGCUAGGGCUUAUGCUGAUGCUGUGAACAAAGCCGGUUUGACCGAAAAUACUGUCAUAUACAAUUCCUUGAUCAAGCUCUACACAAAAGUUGGCUACUUGAAAGAAGCGGAAGAAACAUACGAAUUGCUUCAAUUGUCAAAUGAGGGUCCUGAUAUUUAUGCCUCAAACUGUAUGUUAGAUCUCUACAGUGAGCGCUCGAUGGUCAAACAAGCCGAGGAGAUUUUUGAGAGCUUGAAGAGGAAGAAUGAAGCAAAUGAGUUCACAUAUGCAAUGAUGUUGUGCAUGUACAAAAGAAUUCGUAGGUUUGGUAAGGCCAAUCAGAUUGCAAAAGAGAUGAGAGAACUGAAGCUUUUGAAUGAUUUGUUGAGUUAUAAUAAUGUGCUUGGGUUGUAUGCAAUGGAUGGGAGGUUCAAAGAGGCUGUGGGAACCUUCAAGGAAUUGCUGAAUGCUGCUCUUCGACCUGAUGAUUGUACAUUCAAAUCACUUGGACUUGUUCUGAUUAAGUGUGGAGUUUCAAAACAGGGUGUAGGCAAGUUGGAAGUUGCAAUCAAAAGGGAUCCUCAUCAUGGUUUGCAGGCAUGGAUUUCUGCUCUCUCUUCUGUUGUUGGGUUGGUUGAUGAAGAUGAUGCCUGGCAAUGAUCUCUAACCCAAACUUGGUACCAAAUUUUCUAGCAAGUUCUGUGUCUGCAAAGAUACACAAUGUAUAUUGUAUAAUGUAUCAAGCUAUGUAUAAACUCUGAGCAAUCAGUUAUUUUAUUUGGUGUCA
Messenger RNA from Tripterygium wilfordii, 2948 nucleotides. RefSeq names its product pentatricopeptide repeat-containing protein At3g23020. Bases 224 to 2821 code for a protein of 865 amino acids. Lineage: Eukaryota; Viridiplantae; Streptophyta; Magnoliopsida; Celastrales; Celastraceae. The transcript has a single exon. Gene Ontology annotation, molecular function: protein binding. The record is from RefSeq and is a predicted model, not a curated record.